This is a messenger RNA of Impatiens glandulifera, 2575 nucleotides long. Its product is annotated as protein PTST homolog 3, chloroplastic. The record is from RefSeq and is a predicted model, not a curated record. Bases 534 to 2438 code for a protein of 634 amino acids. Lineage: Eukaryota; Viridiplantae; Streptophyta; Magnoliopsida; Ericales; Balsaminaceae. The transcript is spliced from 2 exons.
UCCGUAACCUCUUAUUCUGGUUACCCUUUUAUCUUUUUCAAUCGACGGCACAAUCCUGAAAUUGAAUCCUUACUUUUUAUCUAUUUCCUUUCAUAGAUUCAGUCGUAGCUACAGUUAAUACAUUGAAUCCAGUUCCAGUUCCAGUUCUCGUUUGCGGGGCUGCAUCAGAGGCUCGAGAGAGUUCAAGCACAAAAGGGUUCUUCACCUCCGAGUCAGACGUACUAGUUUCAGCAUCAGGAAUUCAAGUGAAUAGCGGAUACUGGUGCUCUUUGGAAGGCGUUUCUACUUUGGAAUAAUUUCUCUUAGCAGGACUUCAAUUUUAAGGGUUAAAAUGUAUGUGGUAGAAUGUGUGCCACCAGCUGGCAACAGAGAAAGGGCUCAAACAAAUCGAAUACUGUAGACACAACUUAACCACCUGAUUUCGUAUUAUCUUGAAAUCUGGAGUCAAUAUCAAAUUAAUUAUUUAAAAUACUGAAAAUCACUUGAGCUACCAUUGUCUUGGGGGCUCUGGCAUCAAUUGUUUUUCACCUCUCAUGAUUGAAGUUCCCUCACUAGAACUGACUACUUCCUUCCUGAUGGCAAACUUGUGCCCUUCUCCGCCCUUUUGUUUUCUCCCAUUUCACAAAGCUCUUCCCAAAACCUGCCUUAUUUUCUCCUACAACAUCCCGCCGCUGCGCCACCGCCACUUUCACACAGUAUUUGCUUCCUCAGUCAAGAAAGCUGGGACUACAAAGAAGGUUAUGACCAAUGCUGAUCUCUGCAAGAAUAUUCGGGAGUUUGUCAAUGAUUUUGGAUUUCCUGAGGGUCAUGUUCCUUCUAUGAAGGAGCUUUCUCAUCAUGGGAGACAGGACCUUGCAAACAUUGUCAGAAGAAGAGGAUACAAAAUGCUAAGGGAUCUUCUGGCAACAUCAGCAGAGACUGACAAAAAUGAGUUUGACACUAAGGAAAGCUUCACAACUGAACAGGGUGAGAAAGUAGAAGACAACGCUGAUGAUGUUGUGAACGAACAGGGUGAGAAAGUAAGAGAUUCAACCAAAGACAUUUUGUUACAAAGUGGAAUUCAUGGAAUGAGAGAUGUCAUUGAAGAUGUGUCUUUGAACAGUGACAUUUUGUUACAUGGUGGAAAUGAAGCAAGUGUUGCUGUUUCUUCUAAUUCUGACAAGGAAAUAGAUGUCAAAAAAUAUCCUUUACAUAUUGAACACGACGAAGAGGGAGAUGUUGCCAAUGAGUAUUUACGCAGUGAAACUGGUAGUGGUGAACAGGAAGAGUUUUGUAAGGAUGUUUCUAAUUUGCCAAGUGUAAAAGAUGAAGAUGGAAUUGUCCUAGAAGAUUUUUCAUCACAGACUAAAGUAGUCUCUUUCCUCCUGGAAUCCAGUAGCAAUAAUGCAGAUAUUGUAAGAACAGACUUGUCUUUGCAAACUCAAAAUGAUGAAGUGGGAGCUGUUGUUGCAAACAUCACUUCUUUAAGGAAUGAAGAUGAUAUUGGAAUUCAUGAAUGUGAUUCUUUACAGAGUGAAAAUGAUGAAGGUGUUAACAUUGAUGUUUUCCCUAGUUGUCAUCAGGACAAUGAAAAAGAUGUUGCUAAGGACAGCUUUUUUGACAGUGAAAAUGUUCCUGAAGAUAUCUAUUUGGAUAGUGAAAACCAUCACCCUCUAGAUGAGGACAUUGAUAUUUCUUCAUCUGGUUCCAAAAGCAUAUCAAAAUCUCCAAAUGAUGAGACAUGUUUGGAGGAGGACCAAGAUGGAGGAGAAUUGAAACUGAAAGAAAACGAAAUUGCUGCUAGUGACGAGUACAUGAAAGAUGAUCACUCAGAAAUCGUAGCAAGAUUGGAACCACUAUCAUCUGUUCCAAAGGUAGUGAAUGGAAUAACAUCAAAUAUUCUUGUUGAUUCGACAAGCCAUCCUGAAAAUUGGUAUUAUAAUAAUGAUCAUGAGAAUGGAGAAGACAGCAGCCAAGCAGCAGAAUUUGAACAUCUUAAAUUCAUGCUGCGUAAAAAGGAGAUGGAGCUAGCGGGAUUGAAGAAACUGAUCGAAAAAGAACAGCUUGCCUUAUCUACACUACAAUCUGAGACUGAGUUAAAGAUUAAGGAAGCACAACAACUUAUUUUAGAGAAAGAUGCAGAAUUACAAUCUGCCGAAGAAACCCUUUCUGAUUUGCAGGAGGUUGAGAUUCAGUUUCACGUCGAUGGAGAAACUAGUACUGUUGAGCUCGCAGGUAGCUUCAAUGGCUGGCACCAUCGAGUUAAGAUGGAUCAGUUACCAUCAGAAAGUAGUAAAUUGAGAUCUGGACAACUCUGGACUACAGUAUUGUGGCUUUACCCAGGAAUAUAUGAAAUUAAGUUUAUUGUUGAUGGGUACUGGAAACUUGAUCCUAAUAGACAAGUACUUACAAGGGGUCAUAUACAGAAUAACAUUCUCCAAGUAGUAGGGAAAAGAUAAUUCAAUUUUUAUUUUUUUGUAUAUGAUGUAAAGUAUCUAUUGAUCAUUUCUCAUAUUUCUAUGGAAGAUGAAUGUUUUAUAUCCAACUGCAGAGAUUAUUCUUCAAAUUUUCUUAUGUCUGUUUUUGUUUCAUUAUU